ACUUCAGCAUCAGAAGAUGCAUGCAAAGCAUGGCCAUGGAUCUAUGCAUAUGGAGAUGGUUCUUAUUCUCAUUGCAACCUUGGUAGUGGCACAGAUUGUACUGGUUCAAUGGAAGCAAAGGCACUGCAGCUCAUACAAUCUGGUAACCCUCCUGCAGAUGUGGGUUGUUCCUUUGUAUUUCACCAUCAAACUUCACUGGUGGCAAUUUCUGUCCAUGUGGGGAAUGUUCUAACUUAUUACCAGUUACAUCAUCUUCAGAGAUACCCGCAAACCCUUCUCAGGCAGAACACUACGGUUGGUCUACAAGUGGUUUCUUCUUAUCUAUAAACUGAGUUGCAUGUUUACCAUGUUUGGAUUUAAUUUAUUCUUUCGAAUCAAGACGGAAGAUUCCAUGGAUUUUGGUGUGAUAUUGCUGUUUUAUGGAAUCUACUAUGGAGUGAUGGGAAGAGACUUUGCAGAGAUUUGUUCUGAUUACAUGGCUUCCACUAUAGGCAUAAGUUUUUAUAAUGUCAGUGGGAUGCCUACAAGAAAUUUGUCCAAUGACAUCUGUGCAGUCUGUAGACAGAAAAUCUUUGUGGACAUAAAUGAGGAAGGGAUAAUUGAAAAUACCUACCAGCUGUCAUGCAAUCAUGUAUUUCAUGAAUUUUGCAUCCGAGGUUGGUGCAUUGUUAGCAAAAAGCAGACUUGCCCAUACUGCAACGAGAAAGUUGAUUUGAAGAGGAUGUUAAGUAACCCGUGGGAGCGUACAAACAUGUAGGGGCAACUGUUGGAUUGGCUCCGCUAUCUGGUGGCCUGGCAACCAGUUGUUAUAGGAAUAGUCCAAGUCAUUAACUAUUCGCUGGGCUUAGACUAG
Molecule: messenger RNA, 853 nt
Organism: Chrysemys picta bellii (western painted turtle)
Lineage: Eukaryota; Metazoa; Chordata; Testudines; Emydidae
Gene: RNF175
Product: ring finger protein 175
Cellular component (GO): Golgi membrane; endoplasmic reticulum membrane
Molecular function (GO): metal ion binding; ubiquitin protein ligase activity
Source: RefSeq, a predicted model, not a curated record